Melopsittacus undulatus (budgerigar) is the source of this 1191-nucleotide messenger RNA. It is a transcript of the gene BRS3, whose product is annotated as bombesin receptor subtype 3. NCBI's taxonomy places the organism in Eukaryota, Metazoa, Chordata, Aves, Psittaciformes, Psittaculidae. The transcript is spliced from 3 exons. Gene Ontology annotation, molecular function: bombesin receptor activity. Bases 1 to 1191 code for a protein of 396 amino acids. Gene Ontology annotation, biological process: bombesin receptor signaling pathway. The record is from RefSeq and is a predicted model, not a curated record. Gene Ontology annotation, cellular component: plasma membrane.
AUGUCUCAACUAUACUUGCCUUCAACUAAUGAGACUUUGCGUGCAUCUACAGAUGGUACAGAGCUGAAAUCAAUCCUUGAUAAUGAAACCACAACUGAAGAAUGGACCGAAGACUCCUUCCCAGGAUUGGAAAUACUGUGCAUCAUUUAUAUUACAUACUCAGUGAUCAUUUCCGUGGGACUCCUUGGAAAUGCAAUCCUCAUCAAAGUCUUUUUCAAGAUUAAAUCCAUGCAGACAGUUCCAAACAUCUUCAUCACCAGCCUGGCAUUUGGAGACCUACUGCUUUUAUUGACUUGUGUGCCUAUAGAUGCCACACGGUACAUCGUGGAUACCUGGAUCUUUGGAAGGAUUGGGUGCAAGCUGCUGUCUUUCAUCCAGUUAACCUCAGUUGGAGUCUCAGUGUUUACCCUGACUGUUCUCAGUGCUGACAGGUACAGAGCCAUCGUUAAACCCUUGGAACUGCAGACUUCAGAUGCACUCCUGAAGACUUGCUGUAAAGCAGGCUGUGUUUGGAUCAUCUCCAUGAUAUUUGCUAUCCCAGAGGCUGUCUUCUCCGACUUGUAUUCUUUCAGCGACCCUGAGAAGAAUGUAACUUUUGAGGCAUGUGCCCCUUAUCCUGUGACUGAGAAGAUCCUGCAGGAAGCUCACUCCCUGGUUUGCUUCUUAGUGUUCUAUAUUAUACCCUUAGCUGUCAUUUCUGUCUACUAUUUUCUUAUCGCCAGAACUUUAUAUAAAAGCACCUCCAACAUGCCAGCAGAAGAACACGGUCAUGCCCGUAAGCAGAUUGAAUCCCGCAAGAGAGUUGCAAAAACAGUGCUGGUGCUUGUUGCUUUGUUUGCCUUCUGCUGGUUGCCCAACCACAUCCUCUACCUAUACCGCUCUUUCACAUACCACGCUUCUGUCGAUGCUUCCACCUUCCAUCUGAUAGCUACUAUUUUUUCCCGUGCCUUGGCCUUCAGCAAUUCCUGCAUCAAUCCUUUUGCUCUUUAUUGGCUGAGUAAAAGUUUCAGGCAACACUUUAAAAAGCAAAUCUUGUGCUGUAAGGCAAAGCUUCGUUCAAAGCCUCCCAGUGCUACCCACAGCAACACACCAACCAGAGCCCCAUCCAUCACAGGCAGCACAUGUGGCUCAGAAAUCAGUGUUACAUUGCUAACAGAUUACAGCAUCACAAAAGAAGAGGAAAGUGUUUAG